AAGAGGUCCUACGUAGGCAGCGGAGGCCCCUGCCAGCUCCUCCCAGAAGGACGGGUCUGGGGGAGCAAGCCGGCUAGGAAGCUGCUCCCCUCCGGGCUCUGAACGCCGGCCGGCCAGAGGCCAGGAACCAGCGGCGGCCUGCAGGCCUCCAGGCUUCGCAGACCCUUGUUUUUCCUGCGCAGUUAGGGGCCCCGCGCCUGGGGCGAAGAGCUCGGCCCACCCAGUGGAUGUUCGAAACAUCACCCGCCUCCGGCCCUCUUCUCUCCUCCGAAGGCCUCCCCGCCAGGAACGCUGAACUUGCACCCUCUCGGCCCCGCGGAAUUCGGACUUCGUCAUCCUCACCCCACUGCAUGUGGCUCUUGGAGAAAGCCGGCUACAGGCUGGGAGCCCCGGAGUCCGGGCCCCGAUGGGCGCCGUCCAACCUGCUCCCUAAGCGCCGAGGAGCCCAGGGCCCUCCCGCGCGCGCCUGCCCCAAUGUCCUCACCCCGGACCGCAUCCCGCAGUUCUGCAUCCCGCCUCGGCUCCCGGCCCCCAGCGGCCCCCGGCCCCCCGCCUGCGGCGGCGGCGGCUGCUGCGUGGUGCUGCGGCUGCGGCCGUGCGUCCGGCCGCGCGCCCAGCGGAGCCGCGUGGUUAAGUGCAGCGCCAACCCCAUCUUCAACGAGGACUUCUUCUUCGACGGGCUGGGCCCGCCGGACCUGGCGGCCCGCAGUCUGAGGGCCAAGGUGCUGGACAGGGGCGCGGGCUUCCGCAGAGACGUGCUGCUGGGGGAGUGUGAGACGCCUCUUAUUGCCCUGCUGCCCCCCUCGGGUGGGGAGCUGUGUCCGGGGGCCUCCCUGGCGCCCGCCCAUCUCAAUCUGUAGUCUGAGGCCCUGUCUUUUCCUCAGGAGGCCUCUACUAGGUCUGCAGUAUUCAUUCGUUUCAUCCGCCCAGCCUGUAUUUAUUUUUGCUAAUAAAGUGUCUGUUUCUA
This is a messenger RNA of Suricata suricatta (meerkat), 967 nucleotides long. It is a transcript of the gene C2CD4D, whose product is annotated as C2 calcium dependent domain containing 4D. The record is from RefSeq and is a predicted model, not a curated record. Bases 228 to 860 code for a protein of 210 amino acids. The transcript is spliced from 3 exons. NCBI's taxonomy places the organism in Eukaryota, Metazoa, Chordata, Mammalia, Carnivora, Herpestidae.